Molecule: messenger RNA, 514 nt
Organism: Nicotiana attenuata
Lineage: Eukaryota; Viridiplantae; Streptophyta; Magnoliopsida; Solanales; Solanaceae
Product: mini zinc finger protein 2-like
Exons: 1
Coding region: 232-510 (92 amino acids)
Biological process (GO): regulation of DNA-templated transcription; regulation of developmental process
Cellular component (GO): nucleus
Molecular function (GO): transcription cis-regulatory region binding; DNA-binding transcription factor activity
Source: RefSeq, a predicted model, not a curated record
AUAUUAAUAUCAUUGAAGAGACAAAAGAAAUGAGUAAUGAAUGCAUCAACGUUUACUUGCUACAGUAAGCCACGACCCAAAGCAAAAAAGAAGCUUGUACUAACACUAAGCUUGCUAUAUAAAUAUGCCUUCUAGGGUUAGGGUUUUCCAAUGGAAAAUAAUUACGACAUACUGUAGCUAACUGAGAAAUUUCUGCCGUACAUCUGCCAUCUCUCUUUUCAAACUAAAGAGAUGACAAAACGUCAAGUGAUUUUGAUGAAGGAUGACUUUUCAGGCGACGAUUCAACAAAUUCAUCAUUUACUAUUAGGACAGUGAGAUAUAGAGAGUGCCAAAAAAAUCAUGCAGCAAGUGUUGGCGGAUACGCGGUUGAUGGGUGUCGGGAGUUCAUGCCAUGUGGCGAGGAAGAAACUCCCGGCGCCCUUAUUUGUGCAGCCUGUGGCUGCCACCGUAAUUUUCAUCGACGGGAAGUGGAAACUGAAGUUGCUUGUGACUGUUCCUUUCCGACUUAAAAAA